AUGAUGCCUCUCACUGCACUCGCCCAGCACUUCGUCACCCGCGGGGACGGAACUGCGGCGUUGAUGAUUCCAGCAGAUGAGCUCCCUACUCAUCUGUCUAUCCGUGGCGUUCCUCGCACCCUGCAGGCAAGUGACACCCAAGGCAUGAUCAGCUGUGGUGUAGCUCCUCGUCGAGCUGAACCAUGGAUCAUUGAUGGGACCGUAGCUGGACUCCCUUUCGUCAAGACUCCAGAAGACCUUGCUGAGUUGACUGCGACUCUGGGUCGCAUCGUCAACGAUGAGACUGUUUCAGCCGACUUGCGCAAGUCGGUUCAGGAAGUCCUCUACAAGGGUCUUGCUCUGGCUGACCAGGCCCCCGCUCCCACUAACGCCAUGGUCCCACACGUUCUGAUGGCAUCGGCCCCUGCCUUCCUGCCUAAGAAUCGAACAUCGGGUAAAGUCAAUCACCCAAUCAGGAAGAAGGUGUACUGCUCUUACUGGGUACGCCACGGAGAGUGUGACUACUCCCAGCAAGGCUGCUUGUACAAGCAUGAGAUGCCUGAGGACAUGGAGAUCCUCCACCGGAUUGGGCUCCGCACUUACCCAAACUGGUGGCUUGAGCACCUGGGACUGCCCGUCCCGAAGAAUAACCAGCGCGGCCAACAGCGCAUUGCGGCAGCUCCUUAUGCCAUCGGGGCAUCCGCCCAUGACACUGCCACCGUGGCUCAGCCCACCGUCGCCUCGAGCACUGUCGGCUCCCGCGGCCCACGCGGCAACUUGGGUUGGAAGGACCGCACUGCCAAGGAAAAGAACUUGGCUUCCACCGAGAGUGGACCCGUACGCAGCCCGUCGGUGUACGGUCGUCCAACCCAAGAGGGUUUCGCUGGGUCCGCUGCCUUUCCCCAGCGCCAGGCUAUGGGAAGCCCAAUGGCUCCCGCGAUUACCACUACGCAGUCGGUCACACGCACUGCUUCCAACAACAGUGCCGACCUUGUGAACACUGGUAGCUCUGGCGCGUUCACAUCUACAGCUGCUGAUAACCGGGCUAUGGCCAAAGGUCCUUUUGAACACGGAUUUUUCGGUGCAGCCAACACCGUUGACAAGACUCAUCUGAAGUCUAAGUCUCGUCUUGCUCACCAACGCCACAAGGCAAACGACUCCUCCAUCGAUGGUGGAGUUAGACUUCCCACGGACCUGUUCAGCCACUUUGGCACAUACUCUGUUCUUGCCGACAUGGAUGACAAUGAAGACUUCACUGCUGAUACUGAAGCUUCUUCUCAGAGCAACAUCGCAGCUCGCUCAACCUCCAAGUCCCCUUUGAGUGAGAUUCUGUCUGAAAGUGACCCCCUGGAGGGUGAUAACAUCCGCGACGCCUGGGGCCCUGUUGGUACCCCUGUCAGCCCACACGCUGUGCGAGCCACUGAGUCUCAGACUGGCUCUCCUGUUCCUGUCGUUCAGUCCGCCAACCAUCCCGCCCCCGUCCAGGCUGCCACCCCUGAUUCUGACGGCUACCAACACCAGCGAAAUGUCACCGCUAUCCGUGGGUUUCCCACUGUCUUCUCCAACGUCCCACGCCCGAACUAA
Penicillium nucicola is the source of this 1563-nucleotide messenger RNA. RefSeq lists its product as uncharacterized. The coding region runs from base 1 to 1563 and encodes 520 amino acids. Gene Ontology annotation, molecular function: metal ion binding. Lineage: Eukaryota; Fungi; Ascomycota; Eurotiomycetes; Eurotiales; Aspergillaceae. The record is from RefSeq and is a predicted model, not a curated record. The transcript has 3 exons.